AUGGCCUGUGAUUUAUAUCUAUUAUUUAUAUAUAUGAUUUAUAUACAACUUCUGAUUUUCACAGUGCUCACCUGUGCCAGCUGCAGAGCACCCAGCACCGCAGAGACAAUGUGUGUGGAGGGGAGCGACAGCCGCCGUCCCUCUCGAUGUGCGGGAGCUGCAGACUGGGUUAGUGUGCAAUACCACAUGAGAAUAAUUACAGAAAAUAAAAGAUACAGCUGGGAAGGUUUAGGAUUGAGAGGAGUUCCGUGGCUACUUGUCACAACAGAAAUCCCCAAUUUUGGUUUCAAUGGGCUCCCUUCCCUCCAGACUUCAACCGUCUCUGACCUGAAUUCUUUUCUCUACUUGGACAUAACAAGGUGUCAGAUCAGCUGAGUGUGUGCCGGGGCCUUUCUCAGCAACAGGCAGCUGAAGACAGUCCUGCUGACCAGAAACCUGCUCAUGUUUCUGUCUGACACAGCAUUUGCUGGCCCAUGUUCCCUGGAGUAUCUUAACACAGACAGGAAUAACAUAUUCUUUAUUCUAGUGACAAAUCUUGACAGCUUAGGUAUCUUCAUCUUGCACAGAAACCACAUCUCUUCACUGCAGCUUCCUCCCAGCUUUCCCACUCCAAACCUCAAAUGCCUUGGUUUUCAAACAAAUGGCAUACAAGCAAUCACAGCAGAAGAUGUCCAAGCUCUGCAGAAGACCAGCUAUGUGACUCUCAUCCUUAAAGGCAAUGACAUUACACACAUUGAACCUGGAUCUUUUCAGUGCCAUUUCUACAGUUUGGACUUGGUGGGCUGUGCUGACAUCCCUGGGGUCCUGGCAGGGAUACAGAACUCCACAGCCCAGACCCUUUGGCUGGGAACAUUUUACGGUGUGGAAAAGGAGCUAUACAUGAGCCCAGAUAUUUUACAAGGCCUCUGUAGUAUCUCUGUCAAGGAUCUCUAUCUGCAGUUAUGGCACUUCAGAAAUCUGAAUGCUGACACAUUUCAGUGCUUAACCAGGCUCCAAAAGCUGGACCUAACCCAAACCCGCAUCCAUGCACUGCCCCCUGGCAUCAGUGGCAUGAGCUUACUAGAGGAGGAGAUGGUUCUCAAUGCAAACUGCUUUGAGCACCUCUGCAACACCAGCUCUGCUGCCUUCCCCUCCCUUACCUGCUUCCACAUCAAGGGUAACUCACAGGUUCUGCAACCAGGCUCUGGAAAGCUUCAACAUCUAGAUUUAAAUCAGAGUCACACUGAAAGUUCUGACUGCUCUAGCAAAAGGCUGAGAGCUUUGAGCAGAUCUCAUUACCUGCAUCUGAGCCACAACACACUCCCUCUCCAGGACAGUGCUAGCCUAGAGCUGCUGGACUUACCCUUCAUUCCUCUCCAUAUCAGCUCUUCACAGAGUCCUUUCCAAGACCUGCAUCUCUAGCAAGUGAUGAAUCUUUCCUUGUCCCACAUUAAUACUAGCAUUAGUAUUAGUAUUUUCAAGCAUCACUUUCAGGGCUUGAAAAACCUCAUGUUCUUGGAUCUUAGUCAAAAUAACUUUGAGUUGGGGAUCAUGCCAAAGGACAAACUGUUCUAACAACUAUCCAAUUUAGAGGUGCUAAUAUUAUCAUCCUGUGAACUGACAGCAGUAGGUAACCAAGUAUUUCACAACCUCAGGAAGUUACAGCAUGUUGACCUGAGUGACAGUAAAUUUACUGCAUUCAGCACAGAUACAUUUUCAAAUUUCAAGAGUAUUUAUCUCAAUUGUGCCUAUAACAGGAUCCACAUUGUACCAGAUGACCAACUAGUGCCCCUGGACGGCCACUGCAUAAUCAAUUUAAGCUACAACCUCCUGGACUGCAGCUGCUCUAAGAUUGAUUUAAUCACCUGUUACAAGCAACUUCUGGAUAAAAUUGAAGACUCUGAAGGAACAAGGCACUCUGAACCCAAUUGGGUUCAGCUGGCCACCAUCUCACUCUCCGGUGGUAAGGACACGUCAGCAAUCAUUGCAGUUGUAGUGGCUGUUUUAUCCUGUAGUGCCAUUUUCAUUUGGGGUGCUCACUAUUUCAAGCAAAAUUAUCAGCAACUAUAA
Pseudopodoces humilis (Tibetan ground-tit) is the source of this 2049-nucleotide messenger RNA. Lineage: Eukaryota; Metazoa; Chordata; Aves; Passeriformes; Paridae. The record is from RefSeq and is a predicted model, not a curated record.